UGGUUUCAGUAUUAUUAUUAAGCACGAAACAUGAAGACAUCUUGGAGCUUUAGUUGCGGAGUUUUGCUCCUGUGUGGGAUUAUGUGCUCUGGCCAGAAUGUAACGAAAUCAAACAAUAGCCAGGACAUCAUCACAGUGAAGGUCUUGCCGCAGUCAAUAUCUUCAGAUCCUUCAACUGGUUCUUCCAGCUCAACCACCGCCACACCCACAGCCACAACUCCCAAACUAAAAUCCAAUCCUACAGCCAAGUCCGCCAUACAGGCUCACGAAAUCGAGGAGGAGGACGACGACUUCCACAACGAUCGUCUUCCCGCCUUAUCAGAGGAUGAGUACAACAACCUGAGUGAGGACGCCAAUCCGCUGCACUUCCUUAAGCAACAGCCCCUGGAUCUUGAAAAUGUGGAGCCGCAGCAGAAGCCUGAAUCUCAAACCGAGAGUAAGCCAGAUCCGCAAGUGAUGGCUCCACAAACCGCCGGCUCACCCAUCUACAUAACCAUUCCCAUUUACAUAAGCACGGGCGGUAAGCUGCCCAUUAGUUUGACCAUUGGAGAUCAGGAUUUGUCAUUGAAAAAGGAAAGCGGAUCUGGAUCCAGCAAGAAGAAUCACUCUACCAAAUCACCGAACUCGUUCUUCAAUCGCUUGCUGCAGCAGAUUGAGUCUCCCAAGAGACGAACCACCAAUCGCCAUCGCAGCCAACUCAAGAGUCACGUAUAUGCGAUGAAGGAGAUGGACAACCAGGGGAACAAGGAUGGCAAGAAACUCAAGAUUUUGCUUCAUAGCCCAAUGCAAUAA
Molecule: messenger RNA, 792 nt
Organism: Drosophila melanogaster (fruit fly)
Lineage: Eukaryota; Metazoa; Arthropoda; Insecta; Diptera; Drosophilidae
Exons: 3
Coding region: 31-792 (253 amino acids)
Source: RefSeq, marked reviewed